Xiphophorus couchianus (Monterrey platyfish) is the source of this 1672-nucleotide messenger RNA. RefSeq names its product tryptase-2-like. The record is from RefSeq and is a predicted model, not a curated record. NCBI's taxonomy places the organism in Eukaryota, Metazoa, Chordata, Actinopteri, Cyprinodontiformes, Poeciliidae. The coding region runs from base 108 to 944 and encodes 278 amino acids. Gene Ontology annotation, biological process: proteolysis. Gene Ontology annotation, molecular function: serine-type endopeptidase activity. The transcript is spliced from 5 exons.
CCCAUGCCUGAAGGGGCUGGGUGAUGGAUCUGAUAAGAGUCUCUCAUCGUCGGCUGUGUGUAUAAAACUCCAGCAGCCUCUCGGCUCCACAGAGCUGCAUCUCUGCCAUGGCUGUGGGUAAACUGCUCGCUCUGCUGGUUCUGCUCCAGUGCUCUGCAGCUUUGAUGGGAGCUGGAGUGAGGAGCUCCAUCAUUGGUGGGGGGGACGCCCCAAAAGGCAGGUGGCCUGGUUUGGUCUACCUUGACAUCAAGACAGACAGUGGGGAGAGAAAGUGGCACUGCAGUGGUUCAAUUCUCAAUCAGAAGUGGAUCAUGACUGCUGGGCGCUGCUGGGAUGAUGAACUGAGGUCCAGGUGGGAUCGAACAGGAGUGUGGAUCGGCACAUAUGAGCUGGACAAGCCAUCUGAACGUUACAUGGAAGUAAACCUCGUUGUUCGUAAUCCUGAGUUCAGGGUUACUGGCAAUGGCUUCAUCAAUGACAUUGCGCUGAUAAAGUUAAAAGAGCCUUUAGAGUUCUCUAAGAACGUUGCUCCAGUGAACUUACCCAAAGACGAUGACAUCUUCGAUUCUUCCUCUGAGUGUUGGAUCGCAGGCUGGUGGGAAAAAAUCAACGUCUGGGGUGAGAAAUCAAACACUCUACAGGAGAUGGAGGUUCGAAUUGUGGGUCAGACUAGAUGUGAAGCUACGUUUCCAGACCUGAGUGACAACAUGCUGUGUGCAGGCAGUCCUGCUGGAGGAAAAUAUUGCUGCAACUGUGUCAACUUUCAGCAUCCACCAGGAGACCAUGGCGGCCCGCUCAUGUGCCGAACAGCCAGCGGCUUUGUGCAGGUGGGAAUCAUGAGCUUUCACAGUCCGGAUGAUUGUCAUACCCCAGACCGCUUUGGAAUCUACACUCAAGUCUUCAGUUAUAUGGACUUCAUCAUGACAUACAUUAUGUUUGGCUAAUAUUCCAAGAAGCAAGUAAAAAUAUCUGAUAUAUUAUAUAUAUAAAAAAUACAAGAUAUAGUUUUAGUAUUUCUAUUCAAAAAGUGGAAUUACUGUAAUGCAAGGCUACUGAUAUGACAGUGGUCCUGCAAAAAGUCACUGACACCAUAAGGCUAAAAAAAAAAAAGAGAGAGAGAGAGAUCGUCCACAAAGACUUUUUAAAAAACUAUUUAGAAAAAGUGUGGUAGAAAAAGGUGAGGCAGCAACAGAAUAACAACAGGCUUGACAGAAUUGUAAAUGUUGAUGUAUUUCUAAAGCCCAUUUAAAACCCCACACAUAUUGGGUCAGAGUUCUGGGCAACAAGGUAAAGUACGUCAAAAAGCAUCCAGGUACAUCCAACAAAAUAAGAAUAUCAUGAAAAAUAAUACUAAAAUUUUUUUGUCAGAAAGUACAAGUGGCAUCUCUGUUUUGGGAAUGAGUUGGGUUUGUCUGUGUAUUGUAGCUCUUGAUGUGUUGACUCCAGCCUCCUUCUGAAGUUCCACCAAAGUCUGGAACGGAUUUUGCUGACAAUCCUAAAAGACGUUAUUAAUCUCAGAGGGAAAUUAAAUGUUGUAACUUAUAACAUAAAAUCCUCUCAAGGCCCUGAUAAACCCUGCUUCCAGUACUUUUUUUCCUACACACCUUUUCCUUCCACUCAACUUUCUAUGAAUAUGCUUGGAUGACAUCAAUACAUUAAGAAUGCUUCCCCC